AUGACUGUUGUAACACCUCCAUCAUCAUCUGAUGGUGAUUCUCAACAACAGCCACAAUCGCCAUCGAAUUCUCCAUUCGAAUGGAAAAUAUUAGUUGAAACAUUAAACGAUAAUACGAACAGUACAAAAUACAAUGAACUUAUUCAAUCGAUCUUACGAUGGGAAGAUUUAUUGACUCGACCAGAUCCAAUAAAUGAACAGUUUUUAAAUUCAUUUGUUAUUAUAGCAACAUAUCAUCUUGUUGGUGGAUUAACACGAGUUGAACGUUCUUAUUUUACCGAUGUGAUUAAUGUAGGAAAAUUAUUAUUAAAAUAUCUCUUACAAAAUCUCUUACCGAAAACUACUGAAACAAAUCGAUUAUUAACAUUAAAUGCAAUUAAAUCAUUAUGUUAUUGUCAAACAUUUCUUUCAUCUUCGGAACUUAAAGAUUCCUUUGAAGUAAUUAAAAACUUUGAUGGACCACAAAUAAAUAAAGAAGAUCGUCGAUUACGUUCAUCAAGUAAAACAUUAAUAACUCGACGUGAAACUGGUUUAGUUGAUUCAUUAUGUAAUACUGGUUUAUUUGAUUUUUCAUCUUCGGAAGAUAUAUCAAAUGGAAAUAAACGUGAUAGACCACAUUCAGCAGGAUCAACAACAAAAUUAACAUUUUCUAAGCAUAUGAGUCAAGUUUUAUUAACUUAUUUUAAACAAUUACAUGGUGAACAGUCUUUCAGUGAAAUAUUCUUUCAUAUGCCAUUAUUAAAUGAUACAAAUAUUCAUAUAAAUGAUAUUCUUCAUAAAGAUAUCAAUAUUAUCGAAAAUAAUCAUCCACAAUUUCGAGAGAAUUUAUCAACAAUAAAAAAUAAUUUGGAUUUUCUACGUCGUGCAUUUCAAUUACCAAUUAUUGAACCACUUGAUGAAUAUCGUUUAAAUAAAUUUAUUCUUAUUAUUAUAAAUUCACUACGAAUUGCAUUUCAAUAUAUUCAAUUAGAAAUAAAUAAUGAUGAAAUAAUAACUAAUGAUCAGAUUUUACAUGAUAUAGCACGUAUAUGUAUUAAACUCGGUGAUAUAAUACGAUACUCACCUCGACUGGAAAAUUCUCGAAAUAUUUUUUUUAAUUAUCAACUUUUAUUAGCAGUUUUAUUAACAAAAGGUAUUCAACAAAUACUUAAAAAUAAUCAACAAAAUGAAACACAACAAACAAAAUUAUCAAUAAAUAAUCUAUUGAUUCAUCUUGUUGCAAUUCUUAUGUUUUCAACACGAGAAAUAAUCAAUGAUUUAUCCUAUUCCGAUUCCAAUAUUCAAACAAUUGAUAUUCAUUCAGAAAAAUUUACUUUAACAAAUUUACUUCAAUCAUCACAACGGUAUCAUUAUUUAGAAAAAAAUCAAACAUUAAAAUUAUUUUUAAUUAUUCUUCGUCGUCUUACUUUACCAAUACAAAUCAAACCAAGCGUAAUAAUUCCUGACGCACCACCAUUACCAACUGAUCUUUUAAUAACAGAAAAAGAUGGUGAAGAUGAUUAUUAUAUAAGAGAUUUAUUUACUGAACCAAUUUUAACAAAUACAUCAACAACUCAACAAACAGUUCAUCGUUCAUUAUCAUCAUCAACAAAUCGUAAACGAACAAUAUUAAAUCGUUGUUUAGACGUAGAUUUAUGUUCAGAUGACUAUUAUGAACAAGAUGAUUAUUAUGAUCUAUUAAAUUAUCUUGAUAAAAAUUAUUUUAAUGAAAAUUUUCCUAUUGUUAUUAAUGAUCUGAAAAUAACAUUGAAUACCAAUGAACAAAUUGAAAAUUUAUCAAAUUUAAUUCAACAUUCAAUAGUUUUACCACGUUUUAUUCAUAAUAUUCUUCAAAAUGAUAUAUUAACACAUGAUAAUGAAAACAUUCUACUUGAAAAACUUGGUGUAUCAUUUGAACAAACAUGGCCAUUGAAGAUUUCAUUAAAUACAUUAAUUAUCUUACUUAAAAUUAUAUUAAAACGUAAAAAUAAUGAAUUAAUUUAUAAUUUAUGGAAAAAAUUUCUUCAAAGUAUAUCAAAUACAUCGGAUGAAUUAACACUUGAACAUUUACAAAUAUUUCUCAUUUUCUUUCAUCAAUUAACAAUGCAAGAACGUAAAAAUAUUCUUCUUGAACUUGUUCAAAUUAUUCAAAUAACGAAACAAAAUAGUUAUUUAUUAAAUUUAUUUGAAUAUAUUAUGUUUAAUUUCUAUGAAAUACCAGCAGAAAUUAUCGAAAAUAUUCAACAAAUUAUAUCGAAAAAUGAUAUAACAUCAACGACAAAUUUUAAUCAAAUUAUUUCAAAAAAUAAUUCAAAUUAUUUAGAUGGAUUUGCAUUGAAUACACUUUAUAAUAAUCCAAUUUAUAAUAAAUUCUAUGAUUAUCUUAUUGAACAAUUAGAUUUUACAAAAAUCAAUAAAGAUAACUUAUCCAAUCCAAUAUUAAAACAAUAUUAUGAUAUUUUAUGGCGUAUACUUGGUUAUUUACCACCAUCAAAUGACUUUCUUGAAAAUAUGACAAAUCAUACUAAAACAACACAUUUACUUCAUAUGUUUCGUUUAGAAAAAAAGAUUCUUCAUGAUAAACAUAUAACCGAUUUUCUUUCAAAAGAAAUUUCAUUUAAAAAUAUUCAAUGGUUUACAAAUAUAAAUAAACAUUCAUCGACAUUAUUUGAUUUAAUUGUUUAUCAAAUUUUAUUACAAAAUCUUACAUCAACAUCCGAUGAAAUCAAUCAUUUAUAUCAAAUAUUUAUUAAUCAAUUAAAAUCAUCAUUAAAUAUAAAUCCAUAUUUAGAAUCAUUAUCAAUAAUUCCAAUAACAAAAAUAGCUGAAGAUAAAACAAAAACAAUAACAAUACCAAAUAUACCACAAGAUUUUGAAGAAUUAUUUAAAUAUCAAUUAAAUUAUUCACUUGAACAUGAUAAUUUACAAUAUAUAUAUCUUCGUGAAAUUCUUCAAAUUUUAUUGACAAUUAAUUCGGAAAUUGAUAAUAAACAAUUAUAUAUUGAUAUACAAUUAAAUACAAAUUUACAAUUUUUGAAAGAACAAAUUAAAUUUAAAAAUCUUAAUAAUGAUACAUUUAAUAAUGAUAUGUGUGAAUAUAUUUAUAAAAAUAUAUUUGAAAUAUUAUUUAAUAAAAACUUUCCAAAUGAUAUUAUAACAGAAGAUAUUUAUCAUGAUUUAAUUAAAUAUCUUGAUGAACAAUUUCAAGUUAAUAUAUUUCAAAAUUGUUUAUCGCCAUAUACAUUAUUUGAUUUACUUUAUUUAACAUCAAAAGAAAAUUUAUCAAUAACAAUAUUUGCAAGAAUGUUAAUGUUAUUCAAUAAAAUAUUUUCAUAUUCAAAUCAAUUUCAAUUAGCAAUUCAAAGUUUAAAUCGUAUUGCUGAUUUAACAAAUGAACAAUUAUCACAAUGGUUAGCUAAACUUGUUUUACCACAAAAUAUUGAUAAUAAUAAUCAAAUCUAUACACCUGAGCAAUGUAAACAUAUAUUAGAAACAUUUAUUAAAUAUUUAAUAAAAAAAAAUGAUGAUGGAACAAAUAUGAUUAGUGAAGAAGUUUCACUUUCGAUUUUAUCUGUUCUAAUACAAUUAGGAAAUGAAUUAUUAAAACCAAAUAAAUAUGCAUUAGGAUUUUCACAAAUUAUUCAAUUAUUAGUUAUUUUAGCUGGACAUGGUUCAGGAAAUGGACAUACAUAUUUAUUUCAAGCAGCAGCUAUUUGGUUAGAAUUUUGUGCUGAUGCACUUGUAGAAGAUAAUAAAGAUUCUACACCACCAUCGUUCCUUUCAUCGAUUGUAUCAACAUCUAAUCAAUCUCUUUCUUUUUUCCAUUCAAAUAUUCUGGAAGCAAGUGUUUAUUUACUUGCCUAUAUCAAUGAUAUUUUAAUUGCAUUAAAACAUCUAUCUACACCUGAUUCUUCAUCAUUAAAAUCACCAUUUAAAAGUGAUGAAUCCGAAGAUGAUGAUAAUGAUUCUCAAGAUGAUGAAGAUAUAUCAUUUGAUUCCAAAAAAACAUUUAUUUCUUCAACAAAUUCAGCAAAUUAUGAUCCAAAUAAAUUAUGUACAUUUACAACAACAAAAAAAGAAUAUGCUAAUCAACAUUGGUAUCAUUGUCAUACAUGUAAAAUGGUUGAUCGUGUUGGUAUAUGUCAAAUAUGUGCAAAUGUAUGUCAUAAAGAUCAUGAUAUAUCCUAUGCAAAAUAUGGUUCAUUUUUUUGUGAUUGUGGUGCUAAAGAUGAUGGUUCAUGUCAAGCAUUAGCUAAACGUUCCAAUACAACCAAUUUUCAACCAUUAACACCCACAUCUUUAUUAAAAAGGAAGAAAAUUAAAAAACCAACAACAUCAUCAACAUUGAAUAAAAAAACUAAAUUAACUAAUCGUCAACGUCGUUUAAUACGUCAAAUUAAUUCUAAACAACAAGAUUAUCAUUCAUGUAUUCAAAGUAAUCAUAUACCAUCGAAUGCACUUCGUUUAUUUAAAUUACUUCAACCAUAUAUCAAUAAUGAAUAUCAACAAAUUUAUAAUAUUGAAAAUAAAUUUGAUUUAAUUAAUGAAUUUUUAAAAUCAAAUCAACAACAAUUAUCUCUCGAUAAUGAUGAUAAUAAACAACAACAACAACAACAAUUAUUUACUGGUAUAUUACAUUCACAAGAAAAUGCAUUUGAACAUGUUAAAUUAUCAUUUACAAAUGAACAUGGCCAACAAAUAAAACAAUUACUUAGUACAAAUUCAAUACGACGACAAGGAAUGUGUAUAAUGUCAUCAAUAAAUUCCGAUCAAACUAAACAACAUUUAAUUGUUAGUCAAGAAAAAGGUAAACAAGCUAUGAUAACUGUUUUACAAUUAAAUUCCUUACUUAAACAAACAACAACAAUGAUUAAUAAUGUAUCAAAUGAUAAUUCAGCAAAGAAAAAAUUUACAUUAAAUAAAUUAAAUACAUUUAAUAUACCAUUUACAAUCUUAUCUAUGCAACCAAAUCAAUUAAAUAGUGAUUAUUUAUGUAUAACUGGUUUAAAAGAUUGUCAUAUAUUAAAUAUUGAUAUUAAUGGACGAUUAAAAGAACCAACAAUUAUUUUACAACCAAAUUUAGAUUCGACAGGAAAUUAUAUUAUAAGAGCACAAUGGUUAUCAGAUAAAAAUCAAUCACAAUUAGCUUUAUUAACAGCUGAUUUUAUUAAAAUUUAUGAUUUAAGUAUUGAUACAGUUAAUCCAAUUUAUUAUUUUAUUUUACCAACAGGUAAAGUACGUGAUUGUACAUUUUAUUAUACAAAACGUAAUAAUAUCGAAUGUUGUUAUAUAUUAAUUAUGGCUUCAAAUGGUUAUAUAUAUUAUGAACAAUUAUCUGAAUCAUCAUCGGCACGUAAUGGUUCAUUUUAUGUAACAAAUACUCUUGAUAUUAAACAUGAAACUAUUACUGAAACAAAUAAUAAUGGUAUUUUACUAGGUGGUGGUGUCUCCGUAUAUUUUUCGUCAACAUUAAAACUUUUAUUUUGGUCAUAUGCACAUGGAAAAAAUUUCUAUGGUAUUAUUGAUGAAGCAAAUAUUGAAAAAUUAUUAAUGAUACGUUCAAUUGAUGUUAAAAUGACUCCAACAACAUCAACAAAUGGUAGUAAUAAAUCAACAUUAACAUAUCAUACAUUAUGUUCAUGGUCAGAAAUUGCACAUCAUCCAGGUUUAAUUUAUACAAUGACACAAAUGACAAAUAAUCCUGUUGUUUUAAUGCUUACACCAUCAUCUGUUCGUAUAAGUGAAAUAAAAAUGCAAAUAAAAACAACAAAAAUUCAAGAUAUUGUUGCAUUAAGAUAUGAUCAGCGAACAACAUUUAUUCUAUUAGCUGAUGAUGGUAGUUUAAAAAUUUUAUUAGCUGAAUUAGAUAAAACAAAUUAUUGGUUAAAUAAAUUUUAUCAAAAAAAGAAAUAUUUUCCAAUGAUUGAUUUAGAUUUAAAUGAAGAUAAUUUUGAUUAUGAAAAUCUUAGUCAUCAAUAUUCAUUAUCUGAUAAUGAAACAGAUGAACAACAAGAACCAAUUGUUAAACGUCGAAAACAAACAAUAACAACAAUAAAUCCAUCAAUAAGUAAUCAAACAAGUGAAUUAUCAAAUGAUUCAAUUAAAUUUCCAGUAGAUUUUUUUGAAACAUGUCAUCUAUUAACUGAAUAUGAAUUUGGUGGCCGAGAUUUACUUGAUGUUUAUAAUGUUGCUCAACUUAAAUUACGUUUAUCAACACCAGGAAUGUUUAUUGCAAAUGUUCGUACAGGUGGUUUUACACUUGAAGUUAUUAAUAAAGAUUCAGAUAAUAUGGUUAUAACUGGUAUUCGUAUACAUAUUGGUUCAUAUUCAUUAGAUAAAUCACCACAAUAUUUUGAAUUAUUUGGACGUACAAUACAUAUUAAUAAUUUACAAGGACCACGUUGGUAUGAUUUAUGUUUAACACGUGAAGAAUCAAUUCAAGCUGAAAAGAAAUUUAAUAUAUUUAUUGCACAAUCUAUCGAUACAAAUCAUAUAACUGUUAUUGAUGAUGUUAAAGUUUAUGGUAAAACAAAAGAAGAAUUUCAAUGGCCUGAUGAUGUUGAUGCAUCACUAUUAGCUUCAACAGCAAAUACAGGAGUUAUAUCAACAACAGCAGCUAAUGGAUAUUUACAUUCAUUUAGACAAACAAAUGAUGAAAAAGAAUUAGCGACAUUAUCAUUAACCGACAGGUUACUUGUAUAUAGUAUGCAAGUGUUAACAAGUUCAUUAUGUUUACGUUAUAAUUUCGAUGAACAAAAUCGUUUAAAACUUAAUUCUGAUAUUGUUCAAUCUACUUCUGAUAUGUUUCAUAUGUCUUUACCACCACAAAUUCAACGAUAUUCUCAUCAAUUAUUAAAAGAAUUUUUUUCAUCAAUAUCAUCAUCAGAUUUAGAUUAUUAUGAACAUAUUGAUCGUUUACAAUUAUCAUUUCUUUCUCAAUGUUUUUCAUCAAAAAAUUAUUUAGAAUUAUUUAAUGAUAUAAAUACAUAUGAAUAUUUACUUUUAUCAUUAUUAUCUAUUACACGUCAUCGUCCACAUAAUAUAAAUCGAUUUUUAAAUAUAACACAAAAUGAAUCAAAAGAUGUUAUAUCAAAAUCAGCAUCAAUGGAAAUAUUUAUUCCAUAUUUAAUAAAUAUAUUUUUUAAUCUAUUAAAUCAACGUCCAUCAAAUCCAUUACUUGAAUCAAUUGAUAAUAAAACAAUUGAUUUAAAACAAAUUAAAAAACUUCUUCAUAUUCUUGUUGAUAUUUAUCAUUCAUUAGCAUUAAAUGAACCACAAAUAUGUAUGAAUUUAAUUGUUGAAUCAUACAUACGUUUAUUAACUUAUCAUGAUUAUCAAAUAAAUUUUAUAAUUAAAAAUGCAUUAAAUCGUUGUAUGCAACCAAAAAUUCAACGUUUAAUAUCGAAAUUAUCAACAGCAAGUGAUUUAAAUCAACAAGAUUUAUCUGAACAUAAAUUUCAUUCAAUGCCAUUAUCAGCACAAAUUUAUCCAACUGAUGAACAAACACGUCCACGUUGGAGAGAAACAACAACUGGAACUAUAACAACAAUAACUCCAACAACAAUUCCAACAUCAUUAUCAACAACACCACCACCACCGCCAACAACAACAACAACAAAUGAUGAAACAGCUAUGUUACAAUAUGCACUUGCAUUAAGUAUGUCAGAAAAUCCUGAUCCAACAUCUUCAACAUCAGCAAAUCUUCCACAAGCAAUUGAUUAUGUUGAUAAUGAUGAUGAAAAUCCUCCAAUACAAAAUGAUGUUGAAAUGCGUCAAAUGAUGGAAUUAAUGGUCAAUGCUGCUGUUAUUGAUAAUCCUCAAGCAACAAAUAGUGAUAAUAAUAGUUUAUAUGAAGGUGAUGAUGGUCAUGUAUCGGAAUCAAGUUCAACAACAAAUGAUGGUGGUGAACAAACUAAUAAAACAACAUCAACACCUAAACAACAACCACCACCACCUCCACCAUCAUCAUCAUCAAAUGAUUCAAAUUCAACAAUAAAAUUAAAUAUUAAUGAAUCAAUUGAUUCAAGUGUUUAUGAACAACGUUUAUAUGAAUUAAAACAUUUAAUUGUUGAAAAAUUAUUAGAUAAUCUUGAUGAAUAUUUAUUAAAUAAUUCAACAUUAAAUGGUUUAAAUUCAAUUGCUUAUUUACAAUUAUUAUUAACAUUAACAAUUGAAUUUGCUUCGAAAUCUGAUGAAAAUAAUCAACAAUUUGUUCAUUAUAUAUUAAAAAGUUUAUUAAGACAAAUGACAUUUAUUAAAGAUAAUAAUGAAAAUUUAAUAAAACGUACAUCACAACAUGAAAUACAAUUAAUGUUAUUAAGAUUAUUUACUGUUUAUGUUUCAUUUAUGCUUAAAGUACGUUUUAAUGAACGUGAACAAUAUAUACAUUUAUCAUUAACAGCAGCAAAACAAUUAGAUGAAUCAAAUGUUGUUAAUUAUUGUUUAUAUGCAUUAAAAAUUGUUUAUAAUUAUUUAGUAAAACAACCAAUUGAUGAAAAUUUAUUAAAUGAACAAACAAUUUUAUCACCAAGUGGUACAACAUUAACAACAACAACGAAUACACAAACAUCAUCAUCAAUAACAACGAUGACACUAUUAAAAUCAGGAAAUCAACAAGUUUUACCAGAUUUAUCACCAUUUUUCUAUAAACAAUAUACUAAACAUCAUGCAAAUGAUGUUUUUGAAGCUUAUCCAGAAUUAUUAGCUGAAAUUGCAACAAGAUUACCAUAUCAAAUGAAGAAAGUUUUCGAUUGUACAUCUGAAUCACGUCCGUUUUUACUUUCGUCUGAUUGGCAAAAAUGUCUAUGUGAAUAUUAUGUUUUACCGCAAGCAUCAUUUCUUAAACGUCAAAUUCGUAAAUUACUUAUGUAUAUUUGUGGUUCACGUGAUAAAUAUCGUAAAUUACGUGAUUUACAUGUUUUAUCAACAAAUAUAAAUGAAAUCAAAAAAAUUUAUGAAGAAAGUUUUUCAUUUAUUAAUAAUGAUCAACGUAAAACAAUAUCAACACAAAUUCCUUAUGUUACAUUAAUGCGUCUUGUUGAUCAUUUAAAAUCUUGUCAAGAUAUAAGUCUUCAACGUUGUUCAAAUUGGCAAAAAUUCUGUAAAAAUGAUUCAUCAAUUCUUCAUUUUCUUAUACAAUUAAUUAUGCUUGUUGAUGAUUCGUUAGUACCAUUUAUUCUUCAUUUAUUAAUAAAUUCAAUUUCAUCAUCUUCAAAUGCAACAUCAUCAUCAUCCUCAUCAAGUCGUACAUUAAAAACAUCGAAAUCAGUUCGUCCCAAUGAAUUUGAUUCUGCCGAUGAUCUUUCAGUUUGUUCAAUAGCUUUACAAUUUUCAAAAAUAAUCUCACAUAAAUUAUUAGAAGAUUUUAUUCGAUUAUUUUUAUUAGAAAAUAAUCAACAAUCAAUUCGUUGGUUAACACAUACAUUUCUCUAUAAUCUUUAUAUAAAUUCCAAUAAACAAUUACAAGAUCAUAUAUUUGAUUUAUUAAUUAAUCUUUGGUCAACAAUAUCACAUUAUGGUUUAAAAUCAUUUCAAUAUAUUGAUUUAUUAGGAUUUAUUAUAAUUAAAAAUAAAGAUGAUAAACGUACAAAUGAAUUUCUACCUAAAUUAGAAUUAAUGUUAAAAACAGAAAAUCAAUUAUUAUUAAAUCAUCCAAAUGCAUCGAUUUAUCGUCGUUUAUCAACAAUAAUUGAUAUUGAACAAAAUAAUGGUUAUUAUUUUGAAACUGAACCAUGUCUAGUUUGUAAUAAUCCUGAUAUACCAUAUCAACAAGUUAAAUUACAAACAAUUAAACUUGAUCAACGUUAUACAACACAAUCACAUAUUAUUAAAUUAAUUCAAGCAUAUUCAAUACAAAAAUUACAUAUUAAAAUGAGUGAAGUUAAACGUAAUAAAGCUGUCCGAACCAUACGUUUUUAUUAUAAUAAUCGCCAUGUACAAUCCAUUGUUGAUUUAAAAAAUAGUGUUAAUUGUAAAUGGUUAUUAGCUAAAACAAUCAAAUUAACCAAUAUACAACAAACAGAAGUUAAAGUUGAUUUUAUUAUACCGAUUAUAGCUUGUAAUUUAAUGAUUGAAUAUGUUGAUUUUUUUGAAACACCAACUGCUAGUUUACCUACAGUUACGGAUACAACAACAUUACAAUGUCCAAGAUGUAAUUCAGCUGUUGCAGCAACACCAGGAAUUUGUCCAAAUUGUGGAGAAAAUGUUUUUCAGUGUCAUAAAUGUCGAUCAAUAAAUUAUGAUGAACGUGAUCCAUUUUUAUGUAAUUCAUGUGGUUAUUGCAAAUAUUGUAAAUUUGACUUUAUUUUUACUGCUAAACAAGUUAAUUAUGUUGAACCAAUUGAAUCGGAUGAAGAUCGUGCUAAAACUAUUACAAAUAUCAGUCAAUUAUUAGAAAAAACUGAUAAAAUAUAUCGUCAAUUAAUUAAUCAAAAACCUAUACUAGAAUUUCUAUUAACAAAAUUAACUUCGGAUGAUCAAGGAUCUCCUGUUAUUCCAUCAUUACCAACAACUACACCCACACCCUCAACAACUACAACAACAACCGGUGAUACAAAUGAACAACAACAACAAACACCUACUGUUCCAACUCCAACUGUAACAUUAACUUCAACAAAUAAUCUUAAUGGUAUUAAUCGUAUUGUUCAACAAAUAGCACCAAAAUAUAAUACAGAAUGUCGUCAAACUUAUGAUGAACUUGGUAAAUAUAUUCAAAAAAUAAUAUGUGCACGUAAAGAACUUUAUACAUAUGAUCAACGUCAUUCAAAUCUAUCAUCAUCAUCAACAACAACAAUAAAUACAUUUUCAACAUCACAUAAUUGUUAUGGUUGUACAUUAUCAACUAUAUCUCAUUGUAUACUUCUUUUACGUGCAUUUGCUUCAUCAUCAAAUCGUUUAAAACAAUCCAUAACAAAUAAUAUUCCAUUAAUUGAUGAAUUAUUAUUAAAUAAUAUACGUUAUACAAAUCAACAAAUACGUCAUGAUGUACGUUUAUUAUUCUGUUAUUUAACACGUGAUAAUUCACAAUUAACAGAUUAUAUAACAACAAAAAUAUGUCUUAAAAUCGAAACAAUAUUUCAACAAAAAAUAUUCUUAUCAUCAUCAUUAAUUAAUUAUGAUUUAUUAGUACUUUAUUCACUUAUUCAACGUUCAAAUCAAGAUGAUCAAGAUUUAUGUUGGGAAAAUAAAUUACGUUGUAUUGUUAAAUUAUUUCUUCAUUCAUUACGUUUAUCAACACCACAAAUACUUGAAAUAAUAACAUUACCUUGUUUAAGAAUGUUAUUACAUUUAUCAAAACCAAUAAAUACAACAACAACAACAACAAAUAAUAAUAAUAAUACAAAAUUAGUUUCAAUUGAUAUUGAAAAAUUCUUAUCAAAACAAAUAACAUAUCAUGAUUUUAAUACAAUACAAGAUAAAACAACAAUAAAUUCAUCACGUAUAAAUAAUUCAUGGUUAGAAACAUUAAUAUUUUGUUCACAAUCAGCAACAAUACGUUAUUUAACAUGUAAAUUAAUUCAAACACUUUGUACAAAUGAAAAACAAAAAUUUUUUAUUAUACAAAUUUUAAUGAAUUAUUUACCGAUGAUUUGUAAUGAAAAUUUAUCGAAAUAUUCAUAUGAAUAUGUACAAUUAAUAAAAGAUUUAUUAUUAAAUGAUAAUCAAUUAAAAUUAUUACUUUCAAAUGAUGAACAUUUUAAUAUAAUCAAACAACUUGCUUUCUUAAUUGAAAAUCAAAUUGAUCUUAUUAAUAAACAAGAUGAACGAAAUUUAUCAAAUUCAAAUUUAACAUUUGGUUAUUCAAUAAAAUGUUUAAUUGAAUUGUUAUAUUUAUUUCUUCAACAAGAUGAAUUGAAACAAAAAUAUAAAUCAAUAUUAAUCGCAAUUGUUUUAAAUGGUUAUUUAACAUUAAAAAAAUUAAUUGUACAACGAACAAAAUUAAUUGAUGAAGCACAAAAUAAAAUGUUAGAAUUAUUAGAACAAAUGACACGUGGUAAUGAACAAGAAACAAGACAAUUUAUGAUUAUUUGUAUUGAUACAAUUGAAAAAUUUCAAUUAGAUGAUAUGCAAACACCAUUGUUUAUAUUUGAACGUUUAUGUAAUUUAAUUUAUCCAGAAGAAACUAUGCAAGGAAAUAAAGAAUUCUUUAUUGUUGUUGAAAAAGAUCCAAAUCAAGAAGAUUUCUUACAAGGUCGAAUGAUGGGCAAUCCAUAUAGUUCAGCUGAUCCAGCUAUGGGUCCAUUAAUGCGUGAUAUUAAAAAUAAAAUCUGUACUGAUUGUGAAUUAAUUGCAUUACUUGAAGAUGACAAUGGUAUGGAAUUACUUGUAGCAAAUAAAAUUAUCAAUUUAGGUUUAUCUGUUCGUGAUGUUUAUAAGAAAGUUUGGUUACCUUAUAUAAAUUCUCAUCAAACAACUCCUUCAUCUGGAGAUCCAUCUCUUGGAGGUGCUCAACCAAUUGUUAAUUCAUCACAAAAUGAACAUGAACCUAUGCAUAUUAUUUAUCGUAUGCGUGGUUUAUUAGGUGAUGCAACUGAAGAUAUAAUUGAAACAUUUGAUACAAAGAAAAAUGCUGGUGAAAAUGGUGAAGAUGAUCCUGAAGAUAUUUAUCGUUUAGCAAAUGUUCUUAGUGAACAUUCAGGUUUAGAAACAAUGUUAAAACGUUUAGAUUCUAUUUCUGAUAUGUCAUCUGGAAAAGCAUUAUUACAAAUCUUAUUAAAAUUAUUUGAAUAUGCAAUUAAACUUAAAGUUAAUCGACAACGUUUAAUUGAUCCAAGAUUACGUGCAAUAUCAUCAAUGUUAAAUAAACUUAAUUUAUUAUUAAAAACUGAAAUUGAAGAACAAGGACGUGAUCAAGCACUUUUAUCAUUAACAGAAAAACUUCUCUAUAUUAUGGAUCAAUUAUUUCAUGAAGCUAGUACAACAUUAUCACAAGAUAAAUAUAAUGAAUUUUCCGUAUCAUGCGAAGGUGAUAUUGAACAAUUACGUUCAUUACUUAAUUAUAUAAAAUUAUCAUUUGUUAAAAGUCAUCCAAGUUUAAUGGAAGCACUUAUUCAUCUUUUACCAUAUUUAUCAUUUGGAAAUAAAGAAAAAAUGCAAACAUUACUUGAUUAUUUUAAAUCUUAUCUUGAAUUUGAUCGAUUUGAUCUUGAACAAGUAUCAACAGCAACAUCAUCACCAUCAAAUGAUAAUGAUAGUCAAUUACAUUUAGAUUGUUUCUGUGAAGUAUGUAAACAUUUAGAUAAAAAAUCUAUUUAUGGUAAAGAAUUUCGUGAUCUUGUCAAUGAAUCAAAUGGUAUUAUUGAUCAAUGUAUAAAUUAUAUUGAAACAAAUUCUCCACAAGUUAAAACAUAUUUAGGUAUGCAAGAUCAAGAUAGUUGGAAAGAAUUUUUAAAUAAACCAAGUUUAUCAUAUGUUUUACGUUUAUUAACUGGUUUAUCAUAUGGACAUGAAAAUAUUCAAAUGAAAAUCGGACAAAGUUUAAUACGAAUUUUACAUAAAAUUGAACAAUUAACAACAGCUGGAAAAGUUGGUGUUUUAGCUGAAGAUCUUUUACAUUCAUUGACUGAAAAUGAACAAGUUGCAAAGAAAAUUGAUGAUGUUAGAAAUCAAACACGUACAGAAAAGAAACGUUUAGCACAAGAAGCACGUGAUAGAAAAAUGCGUGAAUUAAAUUUAAUAAAAACACGAAAUAAAAGUGUAUCGGAAUCAUCUGCAACAGCAUCGAAAAUACCAGUAGCAGCUGCUAAUGUUGAUUUAACUGAAGAAACUGGACAUGUUUGUUGUAUUUGUCGAGAAGGUUAUAAAUAUUUUCCAAAUAAAGUUUUAGCUAUUUAUACAUUUACGAAAAAAGUCGAUAUUGAACCAUUCGAAGGUAAAACACGUAAAACAUCUGGUUAUGCAACUGUAACACAUUUUAAUAUUAUACAUAUUGAAUGUCAUACAUCAGCUAUUAAACAAGCACGAUCAAGAGAUGAAUGGGAAUCAGCAUUAUUACAAAAUGCAAAUACACGUUGUAAUGGUUUAUUGCCGUUAUGGGGACCUGAUGUAGCUGAAACACAAUUUACAACGGCACUUGCAAGAUAUGAUACCAAUAUAAUUGAAGCAACAGGUGUUCGUGAAACAUCACCAACAUUAUCACUUCAUGAUAUAAAACUUCUCUUAAUUCGUUUUGCUGAUGUACAAUCAUUUAGUGAAGAUACAGGUGGCGGUGGACGAGAAUCAAAUAUACGUUUAAUUCCAUAUGAAAUGCACGCAAUUCUUUAUGUUUUAACAACAAGUCGACAAAUUGAACGUGAAGAGAAAUUAUUACAAAAUUUUCUUAGUCGUCCUGAUUCGACAUUAAAUGAAGCAUUUGAAGUUGAUGGCCCAUUUUUCAUGACAACAUUAGCAUUAAUUAUAAUGAAACCAUCCGAUUGGGAAAAGAAUCGUCUUACUUUUCUUCAAAAACUUCUUCUUACUGCACAUAUUCGAUCAACUCAUACACCAAAUGAUCGUACAAAAAUUGCUUCAAAAGCAUUAAAACCAUUUGCAAUCUAUAAAACAUCUCUUAUCUUUUUCGGACUUGUCAAUGCAUUCUUUGUUCAUAUGUUAAAACCGCGUCUUGAUACGAUAUCAACUACACCAUACAAUCAACAAUUAGCGCAAUUUCUUCGUAAUAAUGAUGCGUUUAUUAUGGAAGCAUGUACAAAAAUCUUAAAACAUUUUGAACAAGAUUUACUUUCAAGUCAAACAUUUGAAACAUUAUUUAAUGCAUUAGAUUGUAAACAAUUGUCUGAACAAUGGAUACAAGAUGUUAUGAAUACAUUACCAUAA
Messenger RNA from Adineta steineri, 14790 nucleotides. The record is from the annotation of a GenBank genome assembly. Lineage: Eukaryota; Metazoa; Rotifera; Eurotatoria; Adinetida; Adinetidae.